Molecule: messenger RNA, 1311 nt
Organism: Morus notabilis
Lineage: Eukaryota; Viridiplantae; Streptophyta; Magnoliopsida; Rosales; Moraceae
Product: mitochondrial thiamine diphosphate carrier 2
Exons: 8
Coding region: 179-1174 (331 amino acids)
Biological process (GO): thiamine pyrophosphate transmembrane transport
Cellular component (GO): mitochondrial inner membrane
Molecular function (GO): thiamine transmembrane transporter activity
Source: RefSeq, a predicted model, not a curated record
AAAAUCGCCGCUUUUUCACAUCUCAGUUCAAGAAGGCGGCAAAAAAAUAAAAAUAAAAAAAUAAAAAAUACCUUUCCUCUAUUCUCUUCAAAUCCCUUCCAUGGCGGCUCUCUCCUCGCUUCCUCUAUUCUCUCUCCAGUUUGUAGCGGUUCGUGGAAAUUGAGGUUUCUCCCUCGUAAUGGAGGAUUCCGGGCAGCUUAAGCGGGCGGUGAUAGACACCACGGCGGGGGCAAUCGCCGGAGGAAUAUCGCGGACUGUCACUUCUCCUCUUGACGUUAUUAAGAUCAGAUUCCAGGUUCAACUGGAGCCCACAACCUCAUGGGCUUUGAUUCGCAGAAAUUUGUCGGGACCUUCAAAAUAUACGGGAAUGGUUCAAGCAACGAAGGACAUUUUCAGAGAUGAAGGAUUACCGGGUUUUUGGCGUGGCAAUGUUCCAGCUUUGCUUAUGGUUAUGCCGUAUACUGCCAUACAAUUUACCGUGUUACACAAAUUGAAAACUUUUGCGGCUGGUUCUUCUAAGUCAGAGGAUCACAUUAAUUUGAGUCCAUACCUUUCUUAUAUCAGUGGAGCAUUAGCAGGGUGUGCUGCUACUGUUGGAUCGUAUCCAUUUGAUCUUCUGCGAACUAUAUUAGCUUCUCAGGGAGAACCUAAGGUUUAUCCCACUAUGAGCUCUGCAUUUCUUGAUAUAAUUAGAACACGUGGUGCCCGAGGGUUAUAUGCUGGAUUGUCACCAACGUUGGUUGAGAUUGUUCCUUAUGCGGGUUUACAAUUUGGCACGUAUGAUACAUUUAAGCGCUGGACAUUGGCUUGGAACCGAAGCCAAUUAUCAAAGACAAACUCAAUCAACGGAGAUGAUGGCGUUUCAAGCUUUCAGCUUUUUCUUUGUGGAUUAGCAGCUGGGACGUGUGCCAAACUUGUCUGUCAUCCACUUGAUGUUGUCAAGAAAAGAUUCCAGAUCGAGGGAUUACAAAGGCACCCACGGUAUGGGGCUCGAGUGGAACACCGUGCUUACAGAAAUAUGUUUGAUGCCUUGCGAAGAAUUACGCAGUCGGAGGGUUUGGCUGGUCUCUACAAGGGGAUAGUCCCCUCAACUGUCAAAGCCGCACCGGCUGGUGCUGUAACUUUUGUGGCUUAUGAAUACAUAUCGGAUUGGUUAGAGUCCAUUUGGACGUGAAUUAACUUCAUUUUUUUUCCUCUAUCAAUUUUUCACUGUCCGAUUCUUUUGUCCUGAGACCUUAUAAAGCUGUCUAAUAGGAAGGGAAAACCGUAUUUUUUUUGGAAACUAGAGGCCCCAAUAUAUAUAGUGAUACG